AGUUGACAUUUGACACAAACAUAAACUGAGAAAAAAACGAUCGUGAAUUUUCAAAAGUCAACGAAAUUUAUUUUGAAAUAUUUAAAAGUGUUAAAAUACUUACUAUGAUUACGAUUUUGAUAUGGUAAAAUCUUAGGACUGAUUUAUAGCUAAAUAAUGAGUGUAUAUUUUCUGUGCCUUGACUUUGAUAGCGUUUGAAUUAUGUAUACUUUGAAAGGGAUAUUUCCUGAGCCAAAAAAGGAGCAAAAAAGGAACUUUAUCAGGGAGAAUAAGAAACAGCUGAAGAGUUUACAAAGCAAGGAGCCCCGCACAGCGCCGCGGCCCGCCUCCCGGCCUCCCCCGCACCCCCAGCGGGCCCCGGGGGCGGCACCCAUGCGUCCGGACACUCUCACCACAAAAUCAAAAAAAGUUACCAAUGUUCAAAUUAAAAAAGGUGACAUGGCCGAAUUCCUUAAAAGAAAAGAACAGAGACACAAACAUCAAGAAGAAUCCACGGAGGAGGAAGAGGACCAAGAUGUGAAGCUCACUGAAUCUGCCGGCACACUGCGGGACAUGGGAUGCCAGACGAUAGAAUCAAAUCUGGCUCAAUCAUUUGCAGAAGGAACUAAAUUAACAGUGCUGUAUCCAAGGAAGCAAGAUGACACAGAUGGCAAGUCUAAGGCUAGUGGGGACAUGGCCAGCCACCUUUUGGAUAGAGACUCAGAGUUAUUUGAAGCGGACAAGCGCAGCCGCUUAACGGCUAUUUUAGAAAGAAAAGACAAUAAGGACCCCUAUCUCCCAUCAGGUUACCAGAAAGGCGUAGUGCCGAAGUACCUGCGGGAGCGGCGGGAGUCGGAGGCGGGGGCGGGGGCGCGGGGGGCGGGGCCGGGGGACGCCGAGUGCCCCCCGGGCCACGUCGCACUGCCCGACACCGAGCGCAAGGAGACACUGCGCAUGCUCAGGAAUAGUUUUGCGGAGCUGGUGAGCGAGCUGAACAAGCUGCCGGUGCGCACGGACUCGCUGCGCACGCGCACGCGCAAGAUGGAGCUGGAGCGGCAGCUGGCCAAGCUCGAGGACGGCAUCAAGGUGUUCUCGCGCCCGCGCGUCUUCGUGCGCAUCGGCGAGUAGCCCUGCUGAUGUACUUCAUGCACACGCUCGCAUCAGAAGCUAAAUUAACUGUAGAUAGUUUGCAUGAUAAAUAAAUUUGAUCUCACAUAAUAUGAAGUUGAUAAAAAUUUACAUAAUUAAUGAAUUGUAUAAUGUGACUGUAUGUUGUAUGGUUAAUUAAUAUACAUGUAAUGUUUGUUUA
Messenger RNA from Plutella xylostella (diamondback moth), 1288 nucleotides. RefSeq lists its product as uncharacterized. Gene Ontology annotation, cellular component: cytoplasmic microtubule. The record is from RefSeq and is a predicted model, not a curated record. NCBI's taxonomy places the organism in Eukaryota, Metazoa, Arthropoda, Insecta, Lepidoptera, Plutellidae.